This is a messenger RNA of Aspergillus thermomutatus, 2454 nucleotides long. Its product is annotated as putative AP-3 complex subunit delta. Gene Ontology annotation, cellular component: membrane coat; AP-3 adaptor complex; endosome membrane. NCBI's taxonomy places the organism in Eukaryota, Fungi, Ascomycota, Eurotiomycetes, Eurotiales, Aspergillaceae. The record is from RefSeq and is a predicted model, not a curated record. The transcript is spliced from 4 exons. Gene Ontology annotation, biological process: Golgi to vacuole transport; protein targeting to vacuole. The coding region runs from base 1 to 2454 and encodes 817 amino acids.
AUGUCCUUACCAUUGACCACAUUACCGCACAUUAUCACUCCUUCGCUUGCUAUGUCAUUGCUCCCUGAUGUUCUAUCUCGACUUUCGCACUCGCGUGGUGUUGUGCGCAAAAAGGCAGUCGUGUGUCUCUACAGACUUGCUUUGGUUUAUCCCGAGGCACUCAAGUUUGCAUGGCCGAAACUCAGGGAACGCCUCAUGGAUGAUGCAGAGGAAAGUAGUGUGACUACGGCCGUGAUCAACGUCAUAUUCGAUGGAGGCAAUAAUUGGAUGGCUAUCAAGAUAGUCAAGCUGUUUGCGACCUUGACACCAUUAGAACCUCGACUAAUUCGGAAACUCACUGGACCUCUGAUGAACAUAAUUGAAACGACGACCGCCAUGUCGUUGCUCUAUGAAUGCAUCAAUGGCGUCAUUCAAGGAGGCAUACUCGAUGGCGAUGAAGCACUUGAAGAGAGGGAUGAAGUUGCAAGCCUCUGUGCCGGGAAACUUCGAGGAAUGAUUGUCGCCAACUCCGAUCCAAACCUCAAAUAUGUCGCGUUACUGGCGUUCAAUCGGAUCCUGCUCUCUCAUCCUGCUUUAGUAUCAGUUCACUGCGAUGUCAUUAUGGAUUGUUUGGAGGAUGCCGAUAUCUCGAUACGAAUUCAAGCCCUGGAGCUUGCGGCGAGAAUGGUCACAAGCGACACGCUCCAGUCCGUCAUCGAUCGGUUACUCAAGCAACUUCAAGAUGCUGCGACAUUUGAUCCAGUUGAAUCGAGACAUUCCGCAGCAACAGAGAACUUGAACAAUCAAAAAGGACCCAUUACUUUACCCGUGAGCUAUAGGAUUGACGUGAUGCAUCGGAUACUGGACAUAUGCUCCUUCAACAACUAUUCGGAUUUGUACGACUUUGAAUGGUACGUCGAUCUUUUGGUAGAAUUGAUGAAACUCCUUCCACAGCAGACUAAACAACCUCGUUUUCCGCGAGCCAUUCGGGCGCUCGAAGACGAUAUUGGAGACGACAUAAUGUCCCGAAUAUGUUUAGAAAUACGCAACAUAGCCGUCCGUGUCAAAGGUGUCCGACUCCAGGCCACAAGAGCGGCAGAACUUCUGAUUUCUGUUGAGAACCGACAUGCAUUGUUCCUUCAGCCUCAUACCGAUAGCCACGCCCUCGGACCCCUAGCUUGGGUAGUGGGCGAGUAUUCGGGUUGUCUUUGUACCCCUCAUCGAACGCUCCAGUCACUGAUCGACAUGUCAAACAUGUCACUCCCAGCUAAGGCAUUGUCCCUCUACGUUCAGGCAGUUCCUAAGGUGCUCAUACAAGUGGCCAAUGACCCACAUCAAGAUUGGAAUGCAGCAACGGUGUGCGAGUUAUCGCUCUUGUUUGCGCAAGUUAUCAAUUUCCUCGAAGCCCUGGCGGUUCAUCCUGAUCUGGAUGUGCAAGAAAGAGCCAUUGAAUUUCUCGAAAUGGUGCGCUUGGCAGCUGAUGCUUUAGUGGCGGACCGCCACGGUUCGGAAGCAAUACCUUUUCUGUUAUCGUCCAUAAUGCCCGGGCUGUUCUCUGGGCUGGAACUCAAUCCAGUCGCUAUGGGCGCUCAGAAAAAAGUCCCUUUCCCAGGGCAUCUUAUUCUGAACGAAGCUUUCAAUAAAGAAUUCUCAACACUACUCGGCGAUUUAGACUGGAACCCCGAGAUCGACAGCCAGCAUCCAUCUCAACACUUUUACCAUGUCGGAGACACAUCCAAUUACCAUGGCUUGCCCAUUGAGUCGGCUACGGUCGAGCUAUAUCCAGAUUUAUCAUAUCAGGCUCCAGACAGUCGAUCAAAUGAUGUAUCUGCAGCCAUUAAGCGGAGGGCCGAGCGUAAAGAACGCAACAGAGAAGAUCCCUUCUACAUCGUUACCGAAGAUCGUCCUUCUGGUGCGUCAGACCGAGACCGCAGCAUCUCACCCGACGGUGAUUUGGAUGUCGACUCUAUUCCCAUAGUUAACCUUGACUUGAGCACAUUUGGAGACCAACGUGCGGCUUCACUCUCAGACAGCAAAACUCGACACGCCAAAGGUCAACGCCCCAAAAAACAUAGUGUCAUUGCUGACGAAACCAUUGGACUGGAAGAAUCCGUUUUGCAGAAAGCUGCGGACGACCUUGACAAAGGCAAGCGUUCUCUGCUCCAAGUUGAUUCCAGUAGCCUUGGGCUCCUCACCUUGGAGGGUGAUGGUCGAAGCCCUGUGAGUUCCACACUCGACUCAGGCGCAACCGUUGAGGAUGAUGCAGAGAUGGUGAGAGCGAUGCGACAAGUAGAGAGAUUACGGUUGGAGAUGCAGCGAGCAUCGGAGCGAAUCCACCCGGAAGGCAUACCUGUAGAGGGUACACCUGUGAGGAAGAAAAAGAAAAGCAGGAAGGCCAGAGUGAGGGGACAUCCGACUGCCACUGUAUUACAGGAUACAACUCAACCUGGAAAGGAUGGUACCCGCGGGACGUGA